Aspergillus wentii DTO 134E9 is the source of this 929-nucleotide messenger RNA. RefSeq names its product dynactin subunit 5. The coding region runs from base 101 to 712 and encodes 203 amino acids. The record is from RefSeq and is a predicted model, not a curated record. The transcript is spliced from 2 exons. Lineage: Eukaryota; Fungi; Ascomycota; Eurotiomycetes; Eurotiales; Aspergillaceae.
CCUCGUUCCACUCCCAUUCUACACUUCAAUUCCAGUCGAACAACAUCCGCCCAAGAGAUACCGGGUUUACUAUUCGCUGAGCGGGCGAAUUUGAGUCACAAUGCCUCCCAAAGCCGCCAAAGGCGAAUACAUCGAGACAGACACAGGAAACAAAAUCUCCCGCCGAUCUCAUAUCCACGGAACUCAACACAUCAUCCUAGGCGGCAAAACCGUCAUCCAAGCUGAAGCCGUCAUCCGCGGUGACCUGUACCGGUACUCCGCCCCGAGCUCAACACACGACGGUAGCAGCGACGCACCGGCAGCGCCGCCCGCCGGGACGCCCUCUGUCGCGAUCACGGUGGGGCGGUAUAGUUAUAUAUCGAAGCAGGCGAUCUUACGGCCUCCGUCGCGGUUGCAUCGGGGGGUGCACUCGUUUUAUCCGCUGAAGAUCGGGGAUCAUGUUUUUGUCGGGGAGAGGGCGGUGGUGGAGGCGGCGACGGUGGGGAACCAUGUGCAUGUUGGGAAGGAGGCGGUGAUUGGGAGUAUGGCGAUUCUGAAGGAUUUUGCGUAUGUGUUGGAUGGGGCGGUGGUGCCGCCGGGGAUGGUGGUGCCUAGUUGGUGUGUGGUGGGUGGUGCACCGGCGAGGAUUGUCGGAGAGGUUGGAGAAGGGUAUGGGGUUGAAGGGGCUGAAGGGGGGAUGGCGAGAGAGAGAUAUCGGCUGGUUGGGAGGUGAAAAUUACUGUGUAUUAUUGUUUGGGUCUUUGUUUUCUUUUGCUUGCGGUCUUAUUAUUAUACCCCAAUUUGUGCGUUUAUGUACAUGACUGACAUAUAAUGAUUUGAAAAAAAGAAAAAAAAGUGUGUAUAUCAUAUCAUAUAAUGUACUAUCACUACUCCAACGGCACUGGUUGUGUAUAUCCACAUCAAAUUUAAUAUAGGUAUGCCUUGCACUU